AUGAGCCUCGACUUGCGCCAUCAUCCCGCCCUCGCCCCCUACGCCGACUUUACAUUUGCCCUCACAGCGCCUCCUCCCCCUUCCCCGACCAAGUCUACCCCAGCUGUCAAGUAUCAGGUCCUCAUCCCAUCGCCAUCAACCGUUCGUUCAGUCGACCCCGAUCCAAAACUCUACUUGUCCUCAUUCCUGCUCGACCAUGGUUCAGUCACUGUCUCGCGCAGCGACCUCGUACGCGUCCUCGACCUCCUUCUAUCGCGGUAUGCCGAGGCGGCAGACCUCGUUGCACAAGUCACCAAGACGAUGGCUGAACCGCUGGGCAAGCCCGACGCAGCUUGGUGUCUAGAGAUCCACGGGGCUGCGGAGGAGGUUGCGCGCAGGCGCCUUGAGAUGGCUCGCACAUUCAACCGCGAGCUCAUGCGCCUCGCAGACCUCGAAAGGACAGGCCACCCGCCUCGUGGAUGGAAGACAUUCUCGCGUCCGGGUAAGCGAGCAGCUCGGAAGAGUCGGUCCGUCCCCUCUUCGGUGUCCGAGGACGAGACGGAGAUUCCAGAAGGCAGUUUAUCGCCGCUGCGUCGCCCGUCGCCAGCACCCCGUAUGCGCGAGGAUAACAACACGGAUUGGACUGGAAGCAUGCAGUGUAGGGGCAUCCACUUUGUCAGCGAGUGGGUGUUUCGAGUCGCACGACUCAUUGUCGCCGAAGGAUUCCCGGGAGUCCAAGAGGAACGCGAUACGCAUAUCCUUGAGAACGCAAGGGCCGAACUCGCACACCUCCAACACCAUAUGGGCAAUGUUAACCGGACACGAUCGCCCCCUCCACCUCCGCCCUAUCCGGCACCACGCUCGCGUACAAUCUCCCUUUCCAGAUUCCGGUCGUCGCCGAGCCCCUCGCCGACACCUCCGCCCGAGAAGCAGACAAAGGCCAACAGUCAGAUGACCGACAAGGACAAGGCCAGCUUGUAUGACUACGUCCGCCGCCUCUUAGUCGGCUAG
Cutaneotrichosporon cavernicola is the source of this 990-nucleotide messenger RNA. RefSeq lists its product as uncharacterized. Bases 1 to 990 code for a protein of 329 amino acids. The transcript has 2 exons. Lineage: Eukaryota; Fungi; Basidiomycota; Tremellomycetes; Trichosporonales; Trichosporonaceae. The record is from RefSeq and is a predicted model, not a curated record.